Molecule: messenger RNA, 5498 nt
Organism: Heteronotia binoei (common prickly gecko)
Lineage: Eukaryota; Metazoa; Chordata; Lepidosauria; Squamata; Gekkonidae
Gene: MAP3K4
Product: mitogen-activated protein kinase kinase kinase 4
Exons: 27
Coding region: 292-4956 (1554 amino acids)
Biological process (GO): MAPK cascade; protein phosphorylation
Molecular function (GO): protein kinase activity; ATP binding
Source: RefSeq, a predicted model, not a curated record
GUGCCACUCCGCUCCAUUCUUUCACCAGAGGAGCGGCCGAGAGCGCCUGUGGCUCAUUUUUGUCCCUAGACGCUCUCCGUACUACCGAUGCUCCCGGCUUCACUCCUCUCGGAGCCUUUUUUCAAGAUGGCGGCCGCAAGGCUGGCUUUGCGCGGUCGGGUUUCUGCAGCCGGGUAGCCGGUGACACCCGUUGGCUUCCGCUUCUGGACCUUCUCCGCGUCCCCACUGUCUCGUCUCCGGCUAGGGCUGCAAAAAGGGUCCCACCGACGCUAUGCCUGUCUGGGUGCAUGCAUGAGAGACGCCACGGUCGCCUCCUCCGCUGCUGCCAGAGCUAUGGAGGAGCCGGAGCGCAGCUCUUCGGCCAGCAGGCAAGAGUGCAAGUCAGAAGAUGUCACUUGCAGAAUCUCCGAAUCUGAUUCUGAAGAGUUAUCUGAUGAAGCAAAUGCUGAAACUUUCUAUGGAACUUCUCCUCCUAGCACACCACGGCAGAUGAAGCGCAUGUCAACAAAGCACCUAAAAAAUAAUGUUGGGAGACCCACUAGCCGUUCCACUUUGAAAGAGAAGAUGACCUCAUCAAACCAGCUGCCUAACAAAGACAACGUCAAAACCACGGAGAACACAGAAGAGCACAGCUAUAAGCAGGGGAAAAAGAUCCGAGCCACCCUUAGGACAACCGAGCGGGAUCACAAGAAAAAUGUACAGUGCUCAUUCAUGUUGGACUCGGUUGGUGGGUCCUUGCCAAAAAAACCGAUUCCAGAUGUUGAUCUCAAUAAGCCUUACCUCAGCCUUGGCUGCAGCAAUGCUAAGCCUCCAGUAUCUGUACCUGUGCCUAUAUCCAAAACCACACGUCAGACUUCUCGUACCGAUUACCCUGCAGACCGUUUAAAGUUCUUUGAAACCCUACGGCUUUUGUUAAAGCUUACCUCAGUUUCCAAGAAAAAGGACAAGGAACAGAAAGGACAGGAAAGUACCUCCUCUGUUGAAUUAAAUCGAUCCAAUGAACUAAUCUGGCUUGAGCUUCAGGCUUGGCAUGCAGGCCGGAGUAUUAAUGACCAAGACUUCUAUUUAUAUACAGCCCGCCAAGCCAUCCCAGAUAUUAUCAAUGAAAUUCUUACUUUCAAGGUGAACUAUGGGAACCUCUCCUGUGUAGGAAAUAGAGCUAGUCUUAAUGGUACAUCAGGAGGACAAUGUAAAGCAGCCCAUGGUGCAAGUGCUGUGGGCUAUGCAAGCUACCAUGAACACCUCCAUCGCCAGCGAGUCUCGUUUGAGCAGGUAAAGCGGAUAAUGGAGCUGCUAGAAUAUGUAGAAGCACUUUAUCCAUCUCUGAAGGCCCUUCAAAGUGAUUAUGAAAAGUAUGCUGCAAAGGAUUUUCAGGACAGGGUGCAGGCACUCUGUCUCUGGUUAAAUAUUACAAAAGACUUAAACCAGAAGUUAAGGAUUAUGGGGACUGUUUUGGGGAUCAAGGAUCUCUCUGACAUUGGCUGGCCAGUGUUUGAAAUCCCUUCUCCACGCUCAUUCAGGGACAAUGAUCCAGAGGAUGAUAGGGAGACCUCGGGGACAUGCACAGAGAAAAGUGAAGAUGAAGAACAAAUCUCUGAAGAGAAUCUGGACUUUCAGGCACAAGACUAUUUGUCAAGGAAACUUGACAGGCUUGAAUCUGAGGAUGACUCAAUCUGCUGGGUUGUUACGGAGUGCAGUGGUGAGGCAGGUUGCAGCAGACACUGUUUGACCUCUAUUUAUAGACCGUUUGUAGAUAAAGCACUGAAACAAAUGGGCUUGCGAAAGCUAAUUUUAAGACUGCACAAGUUAAUGCAUGGUUCCUUGCAAAGGGCUCGAAUGGCAUUGAUAAAGAAUGAUCAGCAAUUGGAGUUUUCAGAAUACCCUGAUCCCAUUUUAUGUUCAGAUUACGUGCAGUUGUCAAAUUCUCCACCUUCAUCAGAUCAAAAAUGCAGUACUGUGUCAUGGGAAGAGCUGAAAUCAAUAGAUUUACCAUCUUUUGAACCUGCAUUUCUGGUUCUUUGCCGCGUCCUUCUCAAUGUCAUCCAUGAGUGUCUCAAAUUAAGAUUGGAACAGCGGCCUGCUGGAGAGCCAUCUCUCUUGAGUAUUAAGCAGCUAGUGAGAGAGUGUAAAGAGGUCCUGAAAGGUGGCCUGCUAAUGAAGCAAUAUUAUCAGUUUAUGUUACGUGAGGUGUUAGAUGAUUUACAGAAGAACAACCUCAACAUUGAUUCUUUCGAGGAGGACCUGCAUAAGAUGUUAAUGGUUUAUUUUGAUUAUAUGCGAAGCUGGAUCCAAAUGCUACAGCAGUUACCUCAAGCAUCUCAUAGUUUAAAAAAUCUCUUGGAAGAAGAAUGGAAUUUCACCAAAGAAAUAACUCCUUACAUAAGAGGAGGUGAAGCUCAAGCUGGAAAAUUAUUCUGUGACAUUGCAGGAGUGCUGCUUAAAUCAACAGGAAUCUUUUUGGACUCUGGCUUACAAUACAGUUGUGAUGAGUUUUGGGCCAGUGCUGAUGAUAGUGCUGCUUCAGAUGAAAUCAGGAGGUCUGUUAUAGAGAUCAGCCGGGCACUGAAAGAGCUGUUUCAUGAAGCUAGAGAAAGAGCCUCCAAGGCUCUUGGUUUUGCCAAGAGGUUAAGGAAGGACCUUGAAAUAGCUGCAGAAUUCACAUUGUCUGCCUCAGUGCGUGAGAUCCUCAGUGCCCUGAAAACACAACAGUACAUGAAGGUGCAGAUCCCUGGACUUGAAAAUGUACAAAUCUUUGUGCAAGAAAGUCUUGCAGGAGAGAAGUCUGUUAUCUUGCAACUGCUUAAUGCUGCUGCAGGAAAGGAUUGUUCAAAAGACUCGGAUGAAGUUGCAGGUGAACCCUUCUUGCUGAUGACUAAGUACAGUGAUAAAGGUCAUGAAGGCAAUGACAGCUGGAGCAAAUGGGAAGGACAGCUUGUCAAACUAAUGCCUCAGGUGGAAACAAUCGAUACACUGAAAAAUAUGCAGAUUGACAACCUCCUCCUUGUAGUCAUGCAGCCCGUUCAUCUUGUGAACCAGAGAAAAACUUUCCAGCAGUCCCUUGAAGGGUUGGUCUCUUUGCAUCAGGAGCAAACAUCCAGCCAACCAGUUGUUGCCAAAGCGUUGCAGCAGUUGAAGAGUGAUGCUUUGCAGCUGUGCAAUAAGAUAAGCAGUGCAAUUGACAGAGUUGAUCGCAUGUUCACAUCUGAAUUUGAUGCUGAAGUGGAUGAGUCAGAAUCUGCCACAUUGCAGCAAUAUUAUCGGGAAGCCAUGAUUCAGUGUUACAAUUUUGGUUUUGAGUACCAUAAAGAAGUCAUUCGUCUAAUGUCAGGAGAAUUCAGACAGAAAAUUGGAGACCGGUAUAUCAGUUUUGCAAGAAAGUGGAUGAAUUAUGUACUUACUAAAUGUGAGAGUGGUCGAGGCACCAGACCAAGGUGGGCAACACAAGGUUUUGAUUUUCUUCAAGCCAUUGAGCCAGCUUUUAUUUCAGCGCUGCCUGAAGAUGACUUCUUGAGUUUACAAGCUUUGAUGAAUGAAUGUAUUGGCCAUGUAAUUGGAAAGCCUCACAGUCCUGUUACAGGUUUGUACCUUGCUAUUCAUCGGAAUAGUCCUCGUCCUGUGAAAGUACCACGAUGCCAUAGUGAUCCCCCAAAUCCUCAUCUCAUCAUCCCAACGCCUGAAGGGUUCAGCACAAGGAGUGUCCCAUGUGAUGUACGGAACCAUUGCAGCGCUGCUCUUAGUCGCCCCGCUCCCAUUGGUGGUGACUCAACUCAGCCCAAACCUGUCAGCAGUGCAAAUGAUAUCAGAGGUUCCAGUGUCCCCGAAAAUGAUCGACUGGCUUCAAUAGCUGCUGAGUUGCAGUUUAGGUCAUUGAGCCGCCACUCCAGUCCCACUGAGGAACGUGAAGAGCCAUCUUAUCCAAAAGGAGAUUCUAGUGGGUCAGCCCGAAGAAGCUGGGAACUUCGAACUCUCAUCAGUCAGACCAAAGACUCUGCCUCCAGGCAGGGCCCCAUGGAAGCAGUUCAGAAAUCAAUUCAGCUGUUUGAAGAAAAAAGGUACCGAGAAAUGAGGCGAAAAAAUAUCAUUGGCCAAGUUUGUGACACCCCCAAAUCUUAUGAUAAUGUCAUGCACGUAGGCUUAAGAAAGGUGACUUUUAAGUGGCAAAGAGGAAACAAAAUUGGAGAAGGUCAGUAUGGGAAAGUGUAUACCUGUAUCAGUGUUGACACUGGUGAAUUGAUGGCUAUGAAAGAAAUAAGGUUUCAACCAAAUGAUCACAAAACGAUAAAAGAAACUGCAGAUGAGCUGAAAAUUUUUGAAGGCAUUAAACACCCUAACUUGGUUCGGUACUUUGGUGUGGAGCUCCACAGGGAAGAAAUGUACAUAUUCAUGGAAUACUGUGAUGAGGGAACUCUGGAAGAGGUGUCAAGGCUGGGUCUCCAGGAACACGUCAUUAGGCUCUAUACAAAGCAGAUCACAACAGCUAUCAAUGUUCUGCAUGAACAUGGUAUAGUUCAUCGAGAUAUCAAAGGAGCAAACAUCUUCCUUACUUCAUCUGGAUUGAUUAAAUUGGGAGACUUUGGCUGCUCAGUAAAGCUAAAGAAUAACACACAGACAAUGCCUGGUGAAGUGAACAGUACUUUGGGGACUGCAGCAUACAUGGCCCCUGAAGUAAUUACUAGAGCUAAAGGAGAGGGCCAUGGACGUGCAGCAGACAUCUGGAGCUUGGGCUGUGUUGUGAUUGAAAUGGUCACUGGUAAGAGGCCUUGGCAUGAGUAUGAACACAACUUCCAGAUCAUGUAUAGGGUAGGAAUGGGUCACAAACCUCCCAUACCAGAAAGGAUAAGCCCUGAAGGAAAAGACUUCCUUUCUCACUGCCUGGAGAGUGAUCCAAAGAUGAGAUGGACAGCUAGCCAGCUCCUCGAUCAUUCAUUUGUCAAGGUGUGCACAGAUGAAGAAUGAAGUUUAUACACUUGUGGCCUCCUGUACUCUGGUGAAGUAUCUUUUAAUCACUACUGUAUGUAAUAUUUACAUAAAGACUGUGCUGAGAAAUGGUAUGAAGCUCCAAACUUACCAUGACUCAAGACUGCACAAGUGACUGGUGUCACUUAUCCUGCUGCUCUCGAACAUUUUCUUGGCACGUGUUGCUCCUGUGACGGCACCUGCAAGUUUAAAGAAGCUGCAUGUUUCAGUGAAAGUGCCAUUACUACUGUAUAAUGGACCAUGACCCUAUUUUUGUUCCUCCUCAGUUUCUCAUAUGAUUGAGAACUGUCAUGUUAAUAUGUAGUAUUUUUGAACUUUCUAGGUUCGAAAAAAACCCAACAAAGGUUAGUGUUAUAUCAGGCAUUCUGGACCUUAUUUUUAAUCUCCUGUUUGUUGAGUGCACUGACUGUGAACUUCUACCUUAUUUUUUGUUCUUUUUUUUAUUGGCCAGCUUCAGAUUUGUUAUGCAAAGGCUGAUUAAUGAAAUUUAAAAGCUUUUUCUCAAUAAAUGGUUUAUUUUA